GUCGUCCAAGAUGGCGGCAGUGGCCGUGCAGGCUGCUGCAAGUGGACGACCUUCAAAGCGAAAAUCUCGYCGCGCUUUAGCUCAGUCAUUUCUCUCUAACAUAUCACUUGAUGGAAAUAUUACUAGUGAAACAACUGGUUCUUGUUCAGAGCCAAAUACGCCUAUACGAGAAAGACARAGAUCGGUAAACGUCGAAGAAUCUGGGGAUAAUGUGACCCGACCUUUGCAAGACUAUAAUGUUGGCUCGUCAGCUAAACCUAAAUUCAUGCACUCGAUCUCGGAAUCAGCUGCCAGCUUCGAAAAGGAUAAAUUAAGAACGUUUAGUACACUUGGUGCAAGAGAAAUGAAAACUUUGAAAGCGCAUGAUUCGCUACAUCGUCGUAGUCACUCGCUGACCGAGUCAACUCUGACUGACUGUUCUAGCAGUAGCUCAAGUUUUUCAGGAUUUCUUCAUUACGGCAAAGGAGCAACAAGGCAUAAGAUUAGUUGCAUGACUGGAUCGUCGUUUAAAAACCGGAGAAGAUUGACAGAUAAAAGAAUUGUUGUGUGUUCAUCACGUAAGGUCCCCUUCCUUACAUAUUCUGUUCUAAAGUACCACAAGGAAGGAAGAGAACAUGGUGCUGAAGGAUCAGGGAAAAAAAGGGCAUCUGCACCAAAUGCACACAGUAUAUGUAUUGAAGGGGUGGAAAUAGGCACMGGAGAUAAGACUGUGUCCUAUAGUUCGCUGCUUGUUCCAUCCUACUACAUUAUGGUGAAAAGUGGUGAGAAGUCUGAUGGGUACACUCCCUACAGCCCAAGACAUGAUACUGUCUUUGAAGAGUUCAGUUUCAACUGUGCAGCUGCCAGUAGUGAUUAUGAGCCRUAUAUCUUGGAUGAUCCUGAACUGAUGUCAGGCAAGCAUAGGACUGUACUUCAGCUGAGCUCAUACAUGGUAUCAGUAACAGCCUAUGCAAAGCCUUCUGAACUCAAAAAGGAUUUAAAUGAAAGAUUUAAAGAGAAGUUUCCUCACAUUGCUAUUACACUUACAAAGUUAAGAAGCCUUAAGAAAGAUUUAUUAAAGAUUGCCUUAUCUGUGGAAUGUCAGCUGGAUCUGACCACAGUUGCCUAUGCUUAUGURUACUUUGAAAAGCUAAUCCUAAAGGGCAAAAUAAAUAAACCAAACAGAAAACUUGUUGCAGGAUCUUGUUUACUUCUUGCUGCAAAGUUCAAUGAUGACAGAAGAGUUAAAACCAAAGAUCUUAUAGAUAAAAUUGAGGACAAGCUCAAGAUUCAACUGAAGGAUCUGCUUGGUUUUGAGUUCCAAGCUUUGGUGGGAUUGGAAUUCAAUCUUCAUAUCCCUAGCAAUGAAGUGCUGCCUCAUUUGAAACGACUAGAAGCAGAACAACAAUAAUAGUUCAUUAACUACGGUAGUAUAGUCAGUUAUUGUAAUUUUACAGUAAAAGUUAAUGGUUAGCUAUUGUGCUAUUUUCCAUUUUUUUUUGUAAAAUAGUGUGUUUAUCAUACAUUUUAUUCCAAAGAUAAAUGUUUUGGUUAUUGUUAAUGGUUUUCAAAAACCUAUUCCACUCUUGUCUGUUAUUUAUUAACAGUUUAUUUUUUAGAAAAUCAAWUGUCAAAAUUUUGUCCACGGAAAUUCGAGGUGCUUGCGUUUGCAAACUAGGAAGUUUAUCAGGUUUCAAACUAAAAUGUUCUUUAAAGUUUUCUACUUGAUAAGUAAGUUUUCUAAAUAAUGCAUCUAGAAAAUGUAUUUACUUAGUAUUAGCUUGCAUUGAUUUUUUUUUUGCAGUAUGCAUUAUGUUGAAAGUUUUUAUUAUGGACAUGAACCAUGUUCUCCUAACAUGAUGAACAUUUUAAUGUUUGAACUAGUAAUUAAUCUAAGAUAAAAAUUUGACAAUGAAAGCAUAAGGUUGAUCCUUGUGACGACAGUCUUUGAGAAUGUAGUCGCAAGUAUUUCAUAGCCUAAAGAAGCUCACUAUGGCUAAUCAUGUCAUUGAAAAAAAAGUUGUUUAUAGUCAGAAUAUCCUGGACCAGUAUCUUUCCUAGUUGCAUAUAAUAUUUUAACUUCUCUUAUUAGUAAUAAUUUUGUCUAUUUUUCUUUAUUUCCACCUGACUACAAUUUCAACAAAACCUCUAAAGAAUUUUUUUAUCAGUGCCAUAAGAUUUUACACAUUAUAGAAGAUGGUACAACAAAAUCAUUGAAGAAAUUAGUAUAUUAAAUAUGGUAUGAACAAAUCCCAAAGUAUACUAGGAAAUAAUGGUUAUAUUGAGCUUGUAAAUAAUGUCAUUGUUAUUUAUAAAUAAAGCAUUUGACUUUACUAUAUA
Molecule: messenger RNA, 2319 nt
Organism: Exaiptasia diaphana
Lineage: Eukaryota; Metazoa; Cnidaria; Anthozoa; Actiniaria; Aiptasiidae
Product: CDK5 and ABL1 enzyme substrate 2
Exons: 11
Coding region: 11-1390 (459 amino acids)
Biological process (GO): regulation of cell cycle
Source: RefSeq, a predicted model, not a curated record